Molecule: messenger RNA, 1206 nt
Organism: Neltuma alba
Lineage: Eukaryota; Viridiplantae; Streptophyta; Magnoliopsida; Fabales; Fabaceae
Product: ER membrane protein complex subunit 8/9 homolog
Exons: 5
Coding region: 125-733 (202 amino acids)
Cellular component (GO): EMC complex
Source: RefSeq, a predicted model, not a curated record
UUCAUAUUUCCUUCUCGACCUUUGGGCUCUUCACUUCUUUUUCCCUGUUUGCCGCCGCCGUCGCCGCUCUCUUUGGGUGGCGAUCUGAGUUUACCUGAUUGAACUCGGUGAGUAAGAGCGAGUCAUGGGCAGCGAGUUUAGGUACGAGAUCGCUCAGAAUGCGUACAUAAAGCUCGUGCUCCACUCCCUCAAGCACAAGACAUCCGCCGUUAACGGCAUCUUGAUCGGCCGCGUCUCUUCAAACGAUGUCGUUGAGAUCGCUGAUGCAGUCCCUCUUUUCCACUCUGGCCUGGGGCUUCUCCCGCAACUCGAGAUCUCCCUUAUAUUGAUCGAGGAGCACUUUUCUGCUAAAGGCCUCAACAUAGUUGGCUAUUUUCACGCAAAUGAGAGGUCUGAUGAUUAUGCACUUGGUGGUGUGGCAAAGAACAUUGGGGAUCAUAUCUGCCGGUACUUUCCCCAAGCAGCCACUCUUUUGUUGGAUAACAAGAAGCUUGAGGCUUUGAAAACUAGCAAGGAACAUGGUCCUGUAAUGCAGCUUUAUAUUCGGGAUGCAUCUAAGAACUGGAAGCUGGGACGGUCAGAUGGAAACCCAAUAUUCACUUUCAAGGAUCCAGCGGCAAAUGUGGUCUUGUUGGACUAUAUUUCAUCUGAGAAAUGGAGUGACGUAGUGGAUUUUGAUGAUCACCUCGAUGACAUAAGCAAGGAUUGGCUAAACCCAGGACUCUUCAACUGAUCCAAUCUCUAUAGUUCUUUUUCAUUUUGCCAGUGAAUGACGUUCAUGCUUAUUAUGGUGCUUAUGCUGGAUUCUCAACGGUGAGAAAGUUAAGAAAUAACUUUAAGCUCCGGGUAAGUUAGUUUAGGAAGUUUCUGCUGAUGUAUAAACCAGAAAUUCACAUCCUACGGAACAAUUUUCAGUGUCUGAUUCAGUGAAGCGCUUUGUUUUCCAUGGUGGCGGCUGCAUUUGCAGGAUCAACUCUAUCAUCAUGGAUGUAAGAUUUUAAGUGUAUAUUUUAAGUAUUUAUAUUUGAAUUUCCUUGCGUUGCUUGCAACAAGUUACUAGUGGCAGAAUAAACAUUUGAUGUGGCCACUUCCACCAUGCUGGGUAAUCUGGAUUUAUCACUGAGAUAGACCCGGUGAGAGAUCAAAAUUUGUGAGAUUGGUCCAUUAGUUUGAAUUAGCUUUCGUAAUCUAUAGCCAGUUUUGUUA